AUGCUGGAGUCCAAGGGCGAGCACGAAGACGGGCUGGGGAGGUUGCUCUACAAGUGGCUUGACGCCCUUCACGAGUUGUGGUGCGUCUUCUUGCCUGAGACUUGGGCGUCGGGACGGAAGGCGUGCUCCAAGUUCUGCACGGACGCGAGUCUGGAGUCUGGCCGUUCGGUCGCCCGUGCCAAGCUUGUCGCCAAGGUGGUAUGGACGCUGACGUCCCUGAUCCUGUUCUCGGCGUUCUACGCCCCGCUGUUCAUCUACGAAGUCUUCGAGUGGAUCUGCCAGGGUGUGGCCGGCGUGUUCGCCGUAGUCGUG
Messenger RNA from Phytophthora sojae, 312 nucleotides. RefSeq lists its product as hypothetical. The annotation marks the transcript as partial. Lineage: Eukaryota; Oomycota; Peronosporomycetes; Peronosporales; Peronosporaceae. The transcript has a single exon. The record is from RefSeq and is a predicted model, not a curated record.